This is a messenger RNA of Octodon degus (degu), 910 nucleotides long. RefSeq names its product BCL2 related protein A1 (gene Bcl2a1). The coding region runs from base 239 to 766 and encodes 175 amino acids. Gene Ontology annotation, cellular component: mitochondrial outer membrane. NCBI's taxonomy places the organism in Eukaryota, Metazoa, Chordata, Mammalia, Rodentia, Octodontidae. The record is from RefSeq and is a predicted model, not a curated record. Gene Ontology annotation, molecular function: channel activity; protein heterodimerization activity; protein homodimerization activity. Gene Ontology annotation, biological process: mitochondrial fusion; negative regulation of apoptotic process; release of cytochrome c from mitochondria. The transcript is spliced from 3 exons.
CCAGUCCGGCCGCUUCUGAGGGCACACCCGCUGCCCCUUCCACGCUUACCGAUGCACUGGCUGGGGCUGCCUACGUAAGCUAGUGGGAGGAAGGACCCUAAACCGUGAUGCAAACAGAAAGUCCACCGGCCAGAGCUGUCACCAUGGGUCAUAUCCUGCUCAGCUCUGCUGCCGGCAGCCUCUGUCUGCCUGCACAGGCCCCUGUGAGCCAUCUCCACACCGCCCCGCCCAGCCCAAGAUGAUUGACCUGGAGUUCAGGUACACGCAGACUCUGGCCCAGGAGUACCUGCUUCACACCCUGCAGGUGCCUCAGGCCAGGGCCAGCCCCAGCAGGACAUCCAGAGUGCUACAGGACGUGGCUUUCUCGGUGCAGGAAGAAGUUGAAAAGAGUCUGAAGCCGUGGUUGGACAGAUGUGAUGUGGUGUCCAUCGAUGCUGCCAGGGCGGUAUUCACCCAGGUGAUGGAGAAGGAGUUUGAGGAUGGCAUCAUUAACUGGGGACGGAUUGUGACCAUAUUUGCUUUUGGGGGGGUCCUCCUCAAGAGGCUUCCACGAGAGCUGAUUGCCCCAGAUGUGGACACGUACAAGGAGAUUUCUUACUUGGUGGCUGAGUUCAUAAUGAGCCAUACAGGAGACUGGAUACGGCAGCACGGAGGCUGGGAAAACGGCUUUGUAAGGAAGUUUGAGCCCAAGUCCGGCUGGCUGACCUUUGUGGGAGUGAUGGGACAGAUCUGUGCAGUGCUGUCUCUCCUGAAGCAGUUCUACUGACCAGAGUGGACGCUGCUGGGAGGGAGCCACGCUGCACAGGCUCCUUCUUCCUCAGACAAAGCCAGGCCCUGCUGAUGUUACCUCACUUUCCAAAAUCAUGGAAUUUUGUCUCUAUUUUAAUGAAUAAAUUGUCUCUGUUUGUGG